GGGUCCAGCGAGGCCUUCUCCCCCAAAUUUCAUUGCCCCGCGCGCCCCUCCUCCCACCUUCUUCCUCCUUCCAAAACACACAAGGAGGACAGACCUCAACUCAACUCAACAAUGGCGCGCGUGGCCGUGGUGUUCCUCGACCGCGCAGGACGGCCCCGGAUCAUGGUCGAGGGGUCCCUCUACCAGGGAGGAGCAUCGCUGUCAGUGCGAGUCCUCGACCGGCACGGGGUCGUACGCCUCACCGCCAUCAUGCUCGUGCUCCGCCCCAGCACGAUCGCGGUCGCCGUCGCGGUGCUCGACCGCCACGGGACGCCGCGACGGGUCUUCGUCCGCUUCCUCCGCAUGGAUCGCUCCUCGGAUAUCACGAUUCAUUUCUGCACCAUGCGCGCCGACGUCCACAACGUCGGCAGGCUUCCAAAUCGUCAUCGACUUCAAGCCGACCUCGACCUCGACCUCGACCUCAACCUCGACCUCCUCCUCGACCUCGUCUUCGACCUCGACCUCGCCCUCGCGCGGCCGCGUACCCACGCUCGAAACGGCCGAAGGCUUCCUCGCCUCCCACGUCAAGCCGGGGCGCUCGCCCUCGCCGUCGCGCGGCCGCGUGCUGACGCCUACAACGGCCGCGAGCUGCUUCGCAUUCUACGUCAAGCGCUGGCGCUCGCCGUCGCGCGGCCGCGUGCCCACGCCUACAACGGCCGCGACCUGCUCCGCCUUCCGCGUCAAGCGGUGGCGCUCGCCAUCGCGUGGCCGCGUGCCCACGCCCUCAACGGCCACGAGCUUCCCCGCUUUCCACGUCAAGCGGCGGGGCUCGCCGUCGCGCGACCGCGUGCCGACGCCUUCAACGCCCUCGUUGUGUUCCAUGGCGGGUUGGGCCUCCUAGCGCCCAACCGUCGCAUCGACGUCCCUGCGGGGGCGCUCGGAGACAUCCAGCACGCCAAUGCUGACCUCGCCCGGGGCCUGCUUCAGGCUUGGCGUCACAUGGUUGUCGCCGGAGGUCUCGCUCACCAGGCGCGCCUCCGAGGUCUCUUCCCCACCGCGGCGCUCGUCGUACACGGGCCUAUCUUUGCUCAGCGCCCCGCCGCGGCGCGCUCCCCACCGCGGUCCCCUCUCCUCGCCGCCGCGGAGGUUUGCGUCCUCGGGGCUCUACCAUUCCCCUUCAACGGGCCGCCGCGCUUCCAUGUUCCUCUUCCCGUCGCCGCGCUCGGACCUGGAGCGCAACCCAGCCUUCAGGCCGUCGCCGCGCUCGGCCCUGGAAUGCCACCCCGCGCUCUCCCUGUUGGAGCGCCCGGCCUUGGAGUUCCACUUCGACCUCGCCCUCUGGCCGCAGCUGGGCUCCGCCGAGGGCCACCCCCAUCCCCACCUCUUGGUUCAUUUGUGAUGGAUGAUCAUCAUCUCCGAAUGUUAGAAGAAGGCGAUGCUUAUGGUGCUCAGGGAGGGACUGGCGAUGCUUUUGGUGCUCAGGGAGGGACUGGCGAGAGCCCGACAAGUGUUAGCACAAUCCUUGCUGGGAUCCUUGCCCUCAGCGAAAGUGAGCAAAGGCAACUCAUGGAUCUAUGGCUGAAUCAGGCACCAGAAACGGUUAGAAAUCAAGCCAGGUCGAAUCCAUCACUCUCUGUUUUGGACCAACCAGAAGACCUCCAUCCUCAGGAAACCAUCAAUGGUAGGAUGUGGAGAACUUUCCUUGCAUCUGUUGGAUUGUCGGUUGCGUCAAAUCUAUUUCUCUAUUUGCAAUAUGUUGAAAAAAAGGCACUAGAGAAGGGUGAAGGAGUAGAGACACCGAGUGCGUGGGUCCAGGUAUUCGAAGAAUGGCUGAUGGAAAGGUUUCUUUCUCCCACCUUUUUGAUGUUCUUGCUGCUAGUGCUGAAUCUCUCCGUCAUUGAGAGUGAGAGACACAAGAUGAGGUUUAAGCACAACGGAGUAACAAAUAUCAUCAUCAACGGUCUCUCAAGAGGUGCCUUUUUGGGAGUCAGAUCAUUCCCAGGACUGAGACAUGCCGAGCUAUGGGCUCGGAUAGUUUCAGUAGUCAUUGAGAUUUUGGGUGCAGCCUUUUUGUAUUGGAAGAGAGGGCAUUGGGACCCCGACAUAGCUGAUGCCUGAGCAAUACUUGCCCAUUUGCAAGGAGUGGCGCCUGGAUGACGCCUACACGGAUACAUCAGUCCCAGAGCUACCAUUACCUUCAGUUGGUUGAGUGCCAAGCACCUUUACUUUCUGUAACGAAAAGCUGGUGUUAUGCACCAAUAGCUUCUGUAUGUACUCUAAAACAAGACAAGUUGGUAGGUUGCCCCUGAGGAGGGGGUGUGCUUUUGGCUGCAAAACCGUAUGAUUUAGGUAACUUUUCUUUUGAUAGCUGCUGUUACUGAACAUAGACUUAGCCAAAUCUAGUGUUAGAAUUGGUGUGGUCUGGAAUUAAAACAAAUAUUGAUACUUGUCUGGCAUUCUUAUUUGCUUUGUAAAAUCGCAAGGUAUUUGCUACUGAGGUAACUGGGAUACUGAACAAACA
Messenger RNA from Lolium perenne, 2500 nucleotides. RefSeq lists its product as uncharacterized. The record is from RefSeq and is a predicted model, not a curated record. Lineage: Eukaryota; Viridiplantae; Streptophyta; Magnoliopsida; Poales; Poaceae.